CAACAUGGCGCCGAUGUUAGUGCCGCUGAAAUGCGGCUUUCACUUUCAAAAAAGAAAACUAGCGCUCCUUCUUCGACAGACGAGCUCGUAUCAUGUUUGGAGUAAGAGUCGCAGUGAGAAUGGGACAGAACAUAAACGCCACAGUACAUAUCUGCUGAGUUAUCCCCCACACCUACGGACAGCUACAUGGAACACAAGCAGGACGGAAAACAGCCGGCGGAUUUUGGAGGCAGCAAAACAUUUGCAGAUCACAGACAAAAGAACAUGUUGGCAUGGAAAUGCAGGAGCAGGGCUGAGUGCAGAUCCCAAAAAUGUGCUGAAGGAAGUGAAUUCAUCCCAGAUCCUGACUGCGAUGCUGUCCUAUGUGUGGCCAAAGGAUAGACCAGACCUGCGGGCCCGUGUUGUCAUCUCUCUGGGCCUGCUUGCAGGAGCUAAGAUCACCAAUGUAAUGGUGCCCUUCAUGUUUAAGUAUGCAGUGGACGAGCUUAACCAGAUGUCGGGACACAUGCUGAACCUGAAUGACGCGCCAAGCACUGUGGCUACCAUGGCAACGGCCGUGAUGAUUGGCUAUGGCGCGUCACGGGCCUGCGCAGCCCUCUUCAAUGAGCUGAGGAACACUGUGUUCGGCAAGGUGGCCCAGAGCUCCAUCCGACGCAUCGCCAAGAACGUCUUCCUUCACUUGCACAAUCUGGAUCUGGGUUUCCAUCUCAGUCGCCAAACAGGAGCGCUGUCCAAGGCCAUUGACCGGGGCACUCGGGGCAUCUCAUUUGUCCUCAGUGCACUUAUCUUCAAUUUAGGACCCACAAUCUUCGAGAUGGGACUUGUCAGUGCAAUUUUGUAUUACAAAUGUGGUGGGCAGUUUGCAGCAGUGGCCUUGGGUACCUUAUCAGCAUACACACUCUUCACCAUUCUACUCACUCAGUGGAGGACUCGUUUCAGGAUAGAGAUGAACAAAGCAGACAAUGAAGCUGGAAACGCAGCUAUCGACUCUCUCCUUAACUACGAGACUGUGAAGUACUUCAACAAUGAGAAGUAUGAAGCUGAAAGGUAUGAUGGAUACCUGAAGAUCUAUGAGUCAUCCUCUUUAAAAACCACGUCCACGCUCGCCAUGCUCAACUUUGGCCAGAGUGCCAUCUUCAGUGUCGGCCUCACUGGCAUCAUGUUGCUCGCCAGCAAGGGCAUCGCUGCAGGUACGAUGACCGUGGGAGACCUGGUGAUGGUGAACGGCCUGCUCUUCCAGCUCUCCCUCCCCCUCAACUUCCUGGGGACCGUGUACAGAGAGACCAGGCAGGCCCUUAUAGACAUGCACACUCUUUUCACCCUGCUCAGUGUCGACACCAAGAUCAAGGAAAAGGAUCUCGCCCUGCCAUUAUCUAUCACACCACAGGAAGCCACCAUACGCUUUGAGGACGUUUAUUUCGAGUACCUGGAGGGCCAGAAAGUCUUAAAUGGAGUGUCCUUCGAAGUGCCUGCUGGGAAGAAGGUGGCCAUCGUCGGUGGCAGCGGGUCAGGGAAGAGCACCAUUGUGCGGCUGUUGUUCCGCUUCUACGAGCCCCAGCGGGGGAACAUCUACAUAGGGGGGCAGAAUAUCCGAGACGUCAGCCUCGACAGCCUGAGGAAGGCUUUGGGGGUCGUACCGCAGGAUGCCGUUCUCUUUCACAACACCAUCUUCUACAACCUGCAGUACGGGAACAUCAACGCCACACCAGAGGAGGUGUACCAAGUGGCGCGUCUAGCAGGCAUCCAUGAUGCUAUCCUCAGGAUGCCCCAUGGCUAUGACACCCAGGUUGGAGAGCGGGGCCUCAAGCUGUCAGGAGGUGAGAAGCAACGUGUCGCCAUCGCCCGCGCAAUCCUGAAGAAUCCACCCGUCCUCCUGUAUGACGAAGCAACAUCCUCCCUCGACUCUAUCACGGAAGAGACCAUCCUUAGUUCAAUGAAGGACAUGGUGAAGGACAGGACAUCAAUGUUCAUCGCCCACAGGCUCUCCACCAUCGUAGACGCAGACGAGAUUAUAGUGCUCAAUGAAGGUAAAGUGGUAGAGCAAGGGGACCACCAGGCCCUCCUCAGCAUUCCCGGCAGCUUGUACGCAGACCUAUGGAACACCCAGAACAGCAAAAUCCUCAACAACAGCAAGGGCUCACCAAAUCCACCAGAGGAGCGCCUCUCCCAGAAAGAGGAGGAGAGGAAAAAACUGCAGCAGGAGAUCCUUAACGGUGUAAAGGGCUGUGGGAACUGCUCCUGUUGAGAGAAGCUGCCUUUCCACGCCUCACCAUCUCUCACAGAUGGCCUACGCUGGAAUCCACUGGAGUCUGUGCAGUAUUGGGGGGGGCGUAUGGGUGCAUCUCUUCUGCCCCCGCCCACUCUGGCCAAGCCCCUACCCAUGUGACCACCCCUCCUCCUACUUCAUGUGAAUAAAGGCCACCACUCGCCAAAGUAAAGGAGGAGGAGCAGAACAGGGAGCAAGUGUGUUUUGCACUGGCGGCUGUCCAGAGAUGGAGCUUGUAUGCCAGUUGCCUCAUCUGAAGCCAAGCGUAAGAGACCUCGUAUAUCACAUAUGUGUGCGUAAGACAUCUGUUAGUCAACAUGGCGCCCCCCCCCUCCUUGUUAUUUUUGACAUCAGGUUUUAUUGACAUCUUCCACUGCACUGGAAACACACGAGUACAUGUAAUGAAAAAUUAAGUAUGCCUUGAUAUUGUUGCAUAAAUUGUAUUGAUUUCACUUUUUAAAAUUAUUUUCAAAUAAACUAUAGUUUGCUAUCUUUUUGUACACUUAAGAUGUGCACAUAUCACAGUUUAUUCUGCAUUUCGGUGAUCUAUUAGGCUAAAUUAUGAGGAUUUUUUUUGCCAUAUAUCGUAAGAGAAACCUUUUUCAUGAAGACUUAAAUGGAAUUUGAUUGUAAAGCACACUGCCCACAUCAGUCUUCUCAAUGCAUGUUCUAAAAAUACCAAAUUUGGCAGAUACUCAAGUCUUCUCGAUGAAUCACAACAUAAUGUGGAUGUUUAGACUCGUGAACAUACAGAACAGCUCCCCAGUGAAUAAGCAGUAUGUCACAGUCACACUGAUAUAAAUAUCACACUCUGAGAAUGACAAGAAGCACCUCUAAUAAAUCAUGAAUGAUUUUCACCACACUUGGAGCCACAUUACGAGGCAACAACUUGAAAGCCUCCUCUGGGAAUAUUUUACAGUCAUGUCGUUUAGCCUCAGUUGACAGACCUCUGCCAUUGAAAGUGUAUUCAUAGAUUUUUUUUAACAGUGAGAAGAAGACAGCGUUUUGGAUUGUAUGAUCUGAAUACAAAGACUUUUUCCUUGAAGAUUUCCUGUACAUGUUAACAAUAAAAAACUGACAGUACAUGCAUGUCCUCAUUUUCUGAGGGCUGAUUUUGCUGAUACACAUUUGUUAGGAACCUUUGUGUGUUGUCAUAUCCAUAAAAGUCUAUUUUGUGUCUUGUUCUAACACUCGAUGUAAACCUGUUUUAAAUAUUCUCGUCUACAUUGGCUGAGUGAGUACACUGUGGACAUGAAUAAAUGUUGAAUUUUGUUUAAAUAA
This is a messenger RNA of Notolabrus celidotus (New Zealand spotty), 3547 nucleotides long. It is a transcript of the gene abcb7, whose product is annotated as ATP-binding cassette, sub-family B (MDR/TAP), member 7. The coding region runs from base 5 to 2245 and encodes 746 amino acids. The record is from RefSeq and is a predicted model, not a curated record. Gene Ontology annotation, molecular function: ATP hydrolysis activity; ATP binding; ABC-type transporter activity. NCBI's taxonomy places the organism in Eukaryota, Metazoa, Chordata, Actinopteri, Labriformes, Labridae. Gene Ontology annotation, cellular component: mitochondrial inner membrane. The transcript is spliced from 16 exons. Gene Ontology annotation, biological process: intracellular iron ion homeostasis; transmembrane transport.